Molecule: messenger RNA, 351 nt
Organism: Prorocentrum cordatum
Lineage: Eukaryota; Dinophyceae; Prorocentrales; Prorocentraceae
Source: the annotation of a GenBank genome assembly
AUGGCUGCGCUCCUGCGCCCCCUGCUGGCGGCCUCGUGGGUCGCGGGUGCAGCUGCCCUGCGCUCGUCCGCGGCCGGCGGGGCGGGCAGCAGGGCCGAGGCGCUGCAGGGCGCAGGCGUGGGCGUGGGCGGCGGGAGGGCCAGCACGCGCCAGACGCCCGAGGAGCUCGGCAUGGGGGAGGGGGUGGAGUCCGCGGCGAGCCGCCUUCUCGGAGUCCUACUGCUUGGACCUCGGGGCGAAGGGCUUCCCGAUCUCGAGGGAGAUAGAUUCCCGAGGCCAACAAGUGGGACGUGCGCGCGUAUUUCGAGGAGCUCGAGGCGCGGGGGUACGCCGACGACGCCCUGCAGGUGA